Molecule: messenger RNA, 1144 nt
Organism: Cyprinodon variegatus (sheepshead minnow)
Lineage: Eukaryota; Metazoa; Chordata; Actinopteri; Cyprinodontiformes; Cyprinodontidae
Product: high mobility group protein 20A-like
Exons: 6
Coding region: 241-801 (186 amino acids)
Biological process (GO): regulation of gene expression
Cellular component (GO): nucleus
Source: RefSeq, a predicted model, not a curated record
UUGAAUGAAUUUCUUUAUAAAUGAUAUUGAAGUAAAGGUCUCUGUUUAGGGAAAUGAAGGAUGUGGAUAACCAACAGUGGAGAGUUCAGAGUUUUAUCUUCCAAAGGAAAUCUUGAUGAGCAAUAAUUAACCCCUAUCUCAAUUUUGCCAAAUCUCAUUUUCCUCCUCUCUCACCUUUAAGUCUUCUCUCUCUCUCUGCAGCGAUAUUUGGAUGAAGCGGAGCGGGAUAAGGAGCGCUACAUGCGAGAGCUGGAGAAGUACCAGAAAACGGAGGCCUACAAACAUUUCACCAGGAAGGUCCAGGAGAAGCAGAAGGGCAAGAGGCACAGGGGAGAUGUUGGGCACCAAGUCGCCAGUGAGGCUCUUCAUGAGAAAGACGCAGAGGGAAAGGACAGGACUGUGUUUGACAUACCAAUCUUCACAGAAGAGUUUCUCAACCACAGCAAAGCACGAGAAGCUGAGAUGCGCCAGCUGCGCAAGACCAACAUGGAGUACGAGGAGCGCAACGCAGCCUUGCAGAAGCACGUGGAGAGCAUGCGAGGGGCGGUGGAGCGGCUGGAGGGCGACGUGAUGCAAGAGAGAGAACGCAACGGGCUCCUGCAUCAGCACCUGGAGACUCUGCGCCAGGCGCUCACCUCCAGCUUCUCAUCGGUUCCUCUGCCAGGCAGCGGAGAAACCCCCACCCUUGACAGCAUUGACUCCUACAUGAAGAAGCUCCACAGCAUCAUCGUCAGUAACCCCCAGGAGCACGAGAGCCUCAUCAGCACAGUGAGGGAUGUGGUGAGCCGUCUGGACAGAUAAUUUGGAUCAAGCUCAUCCGGUUUGAUGAAUCGGGAUUUUCUGCACAGCUUCCUGUUUUCAGCUCUUUUCUCCAACUCAUCGCCCUGGUUGGGUUAAAAAUGUCCAGAACUCUGAUCAUAUCGGUGAAUGUGACCUUUGUUCUUUUAUUUAUUUAUUGUUUCUAACGGUUUACACCUUUCUGUAGCGAUCUUUUAAGCUGGAUAUGAAAGUUUCCCCUGUUCCAUCUUCAACGUUCAUUCCACAACAGACCCGUUAUCGCCGUCAUACAUGCUGUGUUUGUGUUAAAUCGUAACCAAGAAAUAUUGUUGACAUGUCUGUUAAACACUUAUAAUCUGUUGAAAAA